AUCAACAUCAGACUGCCGAAAAGUUUUUGGAAAUUUCCAUUUUCCUUUGCGAAUAAUGGAGCUGUUUUUGGUUUAACUAAAAAAAUACCGGUUAAAUGGAGUCCAAAUAGUUGUUAAAGUUUGCGCUACUACGCACUGUGCGACUUUCAGGUCCGGAACGAGAAACGUGUGAUUGAACCGAGUUUUCUUCUUUCCCGCAAAUAAAGGAUUGGAAAGCGAGAUUGAAAAAGAUUUUAGGUUCGAGUUAGACACAAGAGACGACUUUAAAUAAGCUAAUUGAAGAUGCUUCCGCUGACACACAAAGACUCCCGUGGCUUCACGUACAAGGUGCGGGAGAAGCUGAACAGCCUAACGAGAUUGAUCUUUUCCGAUCGGAACUCGAGGAAUCUGUUGCUGUUUUUGCUGCUCAACUUGAGCUUCGCUUUCGUUGAGUUGAUGUAUGGAAUAUGGACCAACAGUUUAGGUCUGAUUUCCGACUCAUUCCAUAUGUUCUUUGAUUGUACCGGAUUACUAGCCGGGUUGGCCGCAUCGAUCAUUACCAAAUGGAAAGCCAACGACAAAUACUCGUACGGUUAUGUCCGAGCGGAAGUGCUGGCCGGUUUCGUCAACAGUUUGUUCCUGUUGUUCAUUGCAUUUUUCAUCAUGUCCGAGGCAGUGGAACGUGCGAUUGAACCGCCAGAGGUCAAACAUGAGCGUUUGUUUGUGGUGUCAGUACUGGGAUUGUUAGUCAAUCUGGUCGGUAUUUAUGCAUUCCAGCAUGGAGGGCAUGGUCACAGUCAUGGAGGUCACAGUCACGGCGGAGGUGGACAUGGGCAUUCGCAUGGUGGUCACAGCGAUACAAAUCAUCUGUUGGCAAAUCAUAAUAAUCAUGGACACAGCCACGGCGAGGACAACCAUGGACACAGUCAUGGCACUGCAUCGAUCAACAUGGAGCAACAGAUCGCAUCAAACAAUUCGCAAAUUAUGCGUGGAGUCUUCCUGCACAUUUUGGCCGAUACGCUGGGUUCGGUUGGUGUUAUCAUUUCGGCAGUUCUGAUGCAGCUGUUUGGUUGGAUGCGGGCGGAUCCAAUCUGUAGUAUCUUCAUUGCACUGAUGAUUGGCCUGAGUACCCUUUCCUUGAUCAAAGAAUCGGUAAUGGUUCUGAUGCAGCGCCAGCCGGUGGGCUUGGAUCGCUUACUGUCACAAUGCUACCAGAAGGUUACGGGACUGGCAGGCGUCUACAGCGUUCAGGAACCUCACUUUUGGACUCUGUGUAGUGAUGUCUAUGUAGGAGUUAUCAAACUGGAGGUCUCCAAGAACGUCGACCCUCGCUAUGUGGUACAGCACACGCGCAUGAUCUUCGAGGCGAUCGGUGUACGGCAAAUCAAUAUCCAGCUCGACUAUGCCGCAAUGUGAUAAGUUAGUUGUGAGAGAUAGAGAAACGAGUAAGUAUUUUUGUCCGUGUGCGUGUGCGUGCUGGCCCUUCGUUUUUGUUUUUCGAAGGUCUUGUUUCCCGUUAAUGAUUCUGAUUUGUAUGAGCGUGUGAGCGAGAAACAUUUCUAGCAGAUCGCUAAGAAACAAAAAAGAAUGCAUUUCGAGCCACAGUUGAUUGGAACGGAGAAGAACACACAUUUAUUCUAUAUUUGAGGUACCUACACUUUUUUGAGUGGCUGUAGAGUGGACAAGGCAUCGUAACUAUAAUAGUAGAAAGCAAGUUUUUUUUUGUCCUGCUAACCCUCAGGUUAGUUUUACUGUUUCUGUCAAACAAGUGUUACAAAGAUUAAGGACCUAAUUUUAUUGUACUUUGUUUCAAUAGACAAACAGCAAAUAUCAGCCGCA
Messenger RNA from Ochlerotatus camptorhynchus, 1818 nucleotides. It is a transcript of the gene ZnT86D, whose product is annotated as zinc transporter 86D. Gene Ontology annotation, cellular component: membrane; cytoplasmic vesicle; Golgi apparatus. Gene Ontology annotation, biological process: zinc ion import into Golgi lumen; intracellular zinc ion homeostasis. Bases 283 to 1395 code for a protein of 370 amino acids. Gene Ontology annotation, molecular function: zinc ion transmembrane transporter activity. The record is from RefSeq and is a predicted model, not a curated record. The transcript is spliced from 3 exons. NCBI's taxonomy places the organism in Eukaryota, Metazoa, Arthropoda, Insecta, Diptera, Culicidae.